AUGAAGCCCGACUUUCCUCUAACUCCCAGAGCGCCCAGUACACUUUUACUACCCAAACUAUCCCUUGUGAUUUGCUGCAAGCUUUCAGAUACAUCCCGCGGGACAUUUCUCCCCAAACCUUUGUAUGCAUGCACCCCAACUUCCGAAGCCACUCACCCCUCCUGCAAAGCCGGCCCCCCACCUUUCCAGAGCCACCCCCAGCUGCAGCCCUCCCCGAGCCCCGAGCGCGCCGCCUGUUUAUUCAGCCGGGAGUCCGGCACGCGCCAGGCGCACGCACUGCAACAACAAACUCCGUUGAAUGGGGAGUUUGCAAGGAGCGGGCUCUCAGAACGGGCGGGGGGGGGGGCGGGUGUUAGGGAGUUGGUCUUGUUGAGCGUCCCUCCUCACGCGCUGCACACCUUGCGUCCCCGCUUUUUCCAAGCUCGCUCGCUCGCUCGGAUCCCGCGACUGCUUGGCCGCCGCUGCGCGGAGAGCUCUGCCGAAAUGGAAAGCGGCGGCGCCGGCCAGCAGCCCCAACCGCAACCCCAGCAGACCUUCCUGCCUCCCGCAGCCUGCUUCUUCGCCACGGCCGCAGCAGCUGCCGCGGCAGCAGCGGCGGCGGCUCAGAGCGCGCAGCAAAAGCAACAGCAGCCGCAGCCGCCGCAGCAGCCGCCGCCGCCGCCGCAGGCGCCCCAGCUGAGCCCGGCCGCGGACAGCCAGCCCUCAGGGGGCGGUCACAAGUCAGCGCCCAAGCAAGUCAAGCGACAGCGCUCGUCGUCGCCCGAACUGAUGCGCUGCAAGCGCCGGCUCAACUUCAGCAGCUUCGGCUACAGCUUGCCGCAGCAGCAACCGGCCGCCGUGGCGCGCCGCAACGAGCGCGAGCGCAACCGUGUCAAGCUGGUCAACCUGGGCUUCGCCACCCUGCGGGAGCACGUCCCCAACGGCGCUGCCAACAAGAAGAUGAGCAAGGUGGAGACUCUGCGCUCGGCCGUCGAGUACAUCCGCGCUCUGCAGCAGCUGCUGGACGAGCACGACGCGGUGAGCGCCGCCUUCCAGGCGGGCGUCCUCUCGCCCACCAUCUCCCCCAACUACUCCAACGACUUGAACUCCAUGGCCGGGUCGCCGGUCUCGUCUUACUCCUCGGACGAGGGUUCCUACGACCCCCUCAGCCCCGAGGAGCAAGAGCUGCUCGAUUUCACCAACUGGUUUUGAGGGCGCUUGGCCUGGUCAGGCCUGGUGCGAAUGGACUUUGGAGGCAGGGUGAACCACACAACCUGUGUCUUUAGUACUUUUUCAUCAGCCACGUUGGAAGGGAGAGAGAAAAAAAAAAAAGAGACGAAGAAAGAAAGGGAGAGGAAAAAAAAACAACAACACAGAGGACCAACCAACCC
Suncus etruscus (white-toothed pygmy shrew) is the source of this 1370-nucleotide messenger RNA. RefSeq names its product achaete-scute family bHLH transcription factor 1 (gene ASCL1). The coding region runs from base 1 to 1191 and encodes 396 amino acids. Gene Ontology annotation, molecular function: protein dimerization activity; RNA polymerase II transcription regulatory region sequence-specific DNA binding; DNA-binding transcription factor activity, RNA polymerase II-specific. The transcript has 3 exons. NCBI's taxonomy places the organism in Eukaryota, Metazoa, Chordata, Mammalia, Eulipotyphla, Soricidae. The record is from RefSeq and is a predicted model, not a curated record. Gene Ontology annotation, biological process: developmental process; regulation of transcription by RNA polymerase II.